AUGGCAGAACUAGCACAAGCCCAGCAGGAAGAUGAUGAGCUAAAUACCCUGUUGAGUGACGACAAAACGUCGUUGAAGUUACAGCUAGUUUACUUGUCCAGGGAAGACGUACGACUACAUUGUGAUGUACAACAUGAGUUGAUCUACGGAGAAACAAUACAUCUGCCCAGAGAGUUUGCUGAUGACUCAGGGGUACCGAAUGCAGAUGACCAGUCAGAAUAUUUACAAGGAUUGACAGAAAUGAUCAAGAAAAUCAAACCUGCAAAAGCAUCCAGACAUGGAGCCCCGGUAACAUUCAUGCACAACGAUUUAAAAACUUGCAUGCAUGUAUUGUUACACACAGAUGUUGUCAAACCACCACUGCAACCGCCAUACACUGGACCUCAUUGCAUGAUACACAGAGAUGCACACACCCUAGACAUAGUACUGAAUGGGAAACAAGCCACCGUAUCACUAAGUAGAGUGAAACCUGCUUAUAUACUUCAAGACACUCCGGCAAUGUCAGCGUCGUGCAGCAAUCAGCACAAGACAACAAUGCAGAACCCCACUCCGCUACCUCCGCAGUCAAUAAAGUAG
Molecule: messenger RNA, 576 nt
Organism: Schistocerca piceifrons (Central American locust)
Lineage: Eukaryota; Metazoa; Arthropoda; Insecta; Orthoptera; Acrididae
Exons: 2
Coding region: 1-576 (191 amino acids)
Source: RefSeq, a predicted model, not a curated record